AUGUUUACGCUGAUAGCCCGUCGAUUACUGUCGUCCACUCCUGAAGAGAAACUGAUAUUUGAUAAGCUGUCCAAACAGCUAAGUCCUAAAAACAUGCAUGUUCAAGAUGUCAGCGGUGGUUGUGGAUCGAUGUUCGCAAUCGACAUCACUAGCGAUAAGUUUAAGGGUCUUACAAUGGUCAAACAACACAAGCUCGUCAACAAAAUCUUAGAAGACGACAUCAAAAGAUGGCAUGGACUGCAGCUUCGCACUAGAAGCGAGUAA
This is a messenger RNA of Lachancea sp. 'fantastica', 264 nucleotides long. NCBI's taxonomy places the organism in Eukaryota, Fungi, Ascomycota, Saccharomycetes, Saccharomycetales, Saccharomycetaceae. The record is from the annotation of a GenBank genome assembly.